AUGUCUUCGUAUGGCACCCAUGCCGAAGGCAUCACAAAUGGAAUAGAGGGUGUUGCGUCCACACAACCACCAAUUUCCAUCUUUCAAAAGAUUGCCCGUAACAAGAACGUGAAUAUAGUGGGAGCAAUUAUUUUGUCAAUAAUUCUAGUAUUGAGUUUUGCUUGUUGUGUUGUUGUUGGUGUUCUUCACUCACAUCUAUUAUUCCAAUGUGGGUUUGCAGAGUUUAUAUUUAUGUUGUUAUUGGAAGGAGCUACCUUCUUCUUUUGCGUUUAUCACCUCUAUAAUAUUUACAAGUUCUUUAAAACUAGGGCCCGACAAUCAGGCAAGAAGGGUUUUGCUGCCCUGGCUGCUGCUCUAUGUUCAUCCGAGUUGAAUCAAUAUAAUGCCUACUCUGGUGGCAUCGACUCUAGACAAGGAGCAAAUGAAGAGGAAGAAUUUGAGGAUGAUGAUGACGAAGAUGAUGAUGAAGAAGAAGAGGAAGAAGAAAGCAAAUUCUCCAAAUUUGUGGUAGCCUUUUUGAAAAUAUCUGCCAAUAUCAUUGCCGUGUUGUGCUUUAUUGUAUUGAUUGUUUUUACUGUCGUGAUUGUUCCUUUGCAACAAAACACCUAUCCUCUCUACAAUGGUUCUCUCCGAUUACCUAAUUUCAAACCUCGUGGCUCUACAGCACCGACUAUUUUGCGAGAACAGACCGGAGUGGUGCAUAUCAAGGCUUCGCAUGACUAUGAUCUCUAUUUUGCACAGGGUGUUGCAGUGGCUCAGGAUCGUAUGUGGCAAUUGGAAUUCAAUCGUCGAUUGGCGAGAGGUAUUUUGGCAGAAGUUGCCGGAGUGGAUGCUGUUCCUGUCGACAAGUGGUUCCGUACCAUGGCGUUCUAUGAGAAUGCAAAGAAUGUUUUACCCAAUAUUGAUGCCGAGUCUCUCUCAUUCAUUCAAGCCUAUUGUGAUGGUAUCAAUGCUUAUUUCAAUUCAAAUCCUCCUCUUCAACCUGAAUUUGUCUUGUUGGGAACCAAACCAGUGGCAUGGGAACCUUUGGAUGUUCUUGCCUACAUGAAGUUUGUUGCCUAUGGACUCUCUGAUAAUAUGGACAAGGAAGUAUGGAGAUUCAAAAUGAUGCAACGUGGUAUUACUAAGGAGAGAAUUAAUGAGCUCGUUCCAUAUUACCCAUCCGAUAUGCCAACAAUUUUGAAUGAUGAGGAAAUGAAUUUGGAGAAUAUGACUAUGGCUGAAAGAGAGCAAAUUGAAAAGGAUCAACAAGAUGAUUCUGCUGCUUUUAUUCCACCAAAAAUUCACAACUUGACCAUGUCUGUCAUGGAAGAAAUGUUCCAAAAAUUGGAGAAAUCAGGUGAAUGGGGCCGACAAGCUGUUCAAUCCUCUCUCAGAUCCAUGAUUUCACCAGAUCUCAUGUAUCACAAGGCAUCCAACAAUUGGGUUUUAGGUAGCUCUAUUACCUAUAACAAUGGUUCCAUUUUGGCCAACGAUCCUCACUUGUCUCUCUCUGCACCAAGUGUUUGGUAUUUGAUUCAUUUGGAAGGUCCAACUCAUACGGCGAUUGGAUCUACCUUCAUUGGUACUCCUGGUGUCGUUGUUGGAAAGAAUGACUUUAUUUCAUGGGGUGUGACUACUGCUCUUGCCGACACACAAGAUGUUUAUGUCAUGAAAGAUUCUACUGAUGGAAAGGGCUACAUUUACAAUGGUGAAGUCAAACAAUAUACUGUCAGAAAUGAAACGAUCAAGGUCAAGAAUGCUCCUGAUCAAUAUGUUGCUGUGAAAGAGACUGUCUAUGGACCAGUCAUUAACGAGCAUUUUGAAGUCGAUGGUAAUUAUACCUUGUCUUUGAAAUCAUUGAACACCUAUGCCAAUGACACCACUGCAGUUACUUUCCUCAAGUUGAAUAGACAAGCCAAGGACUGGAGCUCAUUCCUCGAUGCCGUCUCAUACUUUAUUGUUUCUGCACAAAACUUUGUCUAUGCUGACAAGCAAGGUAAUAUUGGAUACUACUUGUCUGGCUUGGUUCCAAUCAGAAAACAAGGUCACAAUGGUCGAUAUCCAGUUUUGGGAGAUGGUACCUACGAUUGGUUGGGCUUUAUUCCUGAUAACAAGAAGCCUAUUGUUUUCAAUCCAAAGAAGGGUUAUGUUGCCUCAGCCAACAAUCGAGUGGCACCCAUUGGUUAUGCUUACAGCAUUACUCAAGAUUGGCUUGGAUUGUAUCGAUCGGGUCGAAUUGUAUCCAUGAUUGAAACUGCCAAGUCUAAGGCACAAAAGAUUGACUUUGAUUUUGUCAAGCAAAUGCAACACGAUGUACACUCACCGCUCUUUGAUCAAUUCAAAUUUGUUUUUGACGACAUUCCAAAGUAUAAAAACUUGUCAGAUGACCAUGAAAAGUGGAGACAACGAAUUGUGAAAUGGAAUGGUGACGAGGUGUUGUAUUCUCAAGAGGCUUCCAUUUUUGAAAUGUGGGUCAAGAUUAUGGGUAAUCUUACAAAGGUUGAGACUGUGAAUAGAUGGUCCUUUGGUCCAUAUCUUUACAAUGCUUUAACCAAGGGAGACAGUGCUUGUAUGGCCUAUCACAACACAACGUGUAUGUUGUUUGCUAUUGCAAGCUAUGAGCAGGCCAUUAAUGAAUUGGAGGGAACUUAUGGAUCUGUUCCAACCUGGGGAAGUGAUAUCCACGAAGCUCAAUUCCCUAACCUUGUUCUGGAUAACACUAUCUUGAAAUGUCUUGCCGGAGGUAGCAAAAUGAUUGUUGGAGGAUCAUCAACAGUGAACGUUGGAGAAACCAAGUAUCCAGCUCUCAAUACCGUCUUUGGAGUUUCAUAUCGACAAGUUAUUGAUUGGCGAGGUAAUCAAGCAAGCUUUAUCAUUCCAAUGGGCCAAUCAGGCAACUUUUUAUCACCACUCUACACCAACUUGUUGGAUAUGUGGGCGGAUCCAAAUGGUAAAUAUUUGGACAUGAAAUCUGUUGACUACCCUGUCGCACACACCCUCACUCUUGAUUCUCAAUAA
This is a messenger RNA of Naegleria lovaniensis, 3000 nucleotides long. RefSeq lists its product as uncharacterized. The transcript has a single exon. NCBI's taxonomy places the organism in Eukaryota, Heterolobosea, Eutetramitea, Acrasida, Naegleriidae. Gene Ontology annotation, molecular function: hydrolase activity, acting on carbon-nitrogen (but not peptide) bonds, in linear amides. Bases 1 to 3000 code for a protein of 999 amino acids. Gene Ontology annotation, biological process: antibiotic biosynthetic process. The record is from RefSeq and is a predicted model, not a curated record.